This is a messenger RNA of Tarenaya hassleriana, 2403 nucleotides long. RefSeq names its product aspartic proteinase A3-like. The coding region runs from base 734 to 2257 and encodes 507 amino acids. The transcript is spliced from 14 exons. Gene Ontology annotation, biological process: proteolysis; lipid metabolic process. The record is from RefSeq and is a predicted model, not a curated record. NCBI's taxonomy places the organism in Eukaryota, Viridiplantae, Streptophyta, Magnoliopsida, Brassicales, Cleomaceae. Gene Ontology annotation, molecular function: aspartic-type endopeptidase activity.
UUCCCUCUUUUGUCUGUUCCUCGCGACGUUUCCUGGCUUUGGGCUUUCGGAUUUGAGAUCAUUUCUGCUUUGAACAAAAAAAAAAAACUGUAACAUUUGUCGCAGUUUCUUAUUGGAAGUAAAAACUGUUGGCUUUUCGACUUGCUAGAUCCUUUUUAGGGUUUGAUUUUGAAGUAAGUUUUGGAGAUGGGAAUCUGGGCUUUGGUCGUAUGAGUAGGAGAAAGGUAAAAGAAAGGGAUGAACUUGAGCCCAUUGAAGUAUCUAUGUGGGGAUCAUCACCUGUGUGUAUGGUCGCUCCAGAAUUUUCCCGGAAAAUUCAGAUGAUAGAACAUGAAUUUGAAGCCCGAAUCUUUAUGUUUUUUUUUUAAAGUUUUGUUUAAUCAAAUCCUGCGCGUUAGAUUUCUUUGAUCAGAAUCAGUGUCCACAUUAUCUUUCCAAAACGAUUAUUUCAUGUUUGAGCCCAUGUUGCGUAAAGAUCGGGAACAGACAGAAGAACGCAAACCUGUCUUGUUGCGUGCUCUUCGCAAAAUCUGUUUGCGAAAUGAUUUCCUCAUGUUCUUUUUAAGAUAUCAUUCUAUUGAAAGAGUUCAGCUUUAUGACACAUUUAACUCACACAAUCUGUAAGAUUGCUAUAUCAAUGGUAUCUGUAUCUCCUGGUUGCUGCUGUAAUCUUUCUCGUAUCUAACAUCCUUAUCCCGACAUGAGGAUUGGUAAAUGAUUAAGACAGGUUAAUAUGGGAACUUCUCUUCGAUCUUUGCUGCUGCCUCUGUUGGUGUCGUUCUUGUUUAUGUCCUUGGCCUCGUCCGGGAAAAACGAUGAUGGAAUGCUGAGAAUUGGAUUGAAGAAGAUCAAAUUGGACCGCAAUAACUGGGUUGGUUUGAAGAACUGGUUGUUGGCUCCAGGAGCUCGUCACCGAGAUUAUCGAAUGAGCAAUGGAGCUGCCGAUAUUGUUGCACUCAAAAACUACUUGGAUGCACAAUACUAUGGCGAAAUUUCGGUUGGUACCCCGCCUCAGAAGUUUGAGGUGAUCUUUGACACUGGUAGCUCAAACCUAUGGGUACCAUCUUCUAAAUGCUACUUCUCGAUUGCGUGUUUCUUCCACUCGAAGUUCAAGUCCAGCGAGUCAGAGACGUACAGAAAGAACGGAAAACCUGCUUCGAUCCGUUACGGGACAGGUGCUAUUUCCGGUUUCUUUAGCAACGAUGACAUUACAAUCGGAGACUUGGUUGUCAAGAACGAGGAAUUCAUAGAGGCGACUAGCGAGCCGGGAAUCACAUUCGUGAUGGCAAAGUUUGACGGUAUCCUCGGGUUGGGGUUCCAAGAGAUUUCUGUGGGAAAUGCAACUCCAGUUUGGUAUAACAUGGUAAAACAAGGACUGGUUAAGGAGCCGGUUUUCUCGUUCUGGUUAAACCGAGACACGGAUGACGAGGAAGGUGGUGAGAUCGUCUUUGGAGGCGUUGAUCCCAAACACUUUAAAGGGCAGCACACAUUCGUCCCCGUGACACGGAAAGGUUACUGGCAGUUUGACAUGGGCGAUGUCCUCAUCGAUGGCGAACCAACUGGUUACUGUGAAGAAGGUUGCUCCGCCAUUGCUGACUCCGGAACUUCUCUGCUGACGGGCCCAACGAGCGUCAUCACGAUGAUCAAUGAAGCGAUCGGAGCAGAGGGAGUCGCCAGCCACGAGUGUAAGAUGAUCGUUGAACAUUACGGGAAAACCAUCCUGAAACUGCUCCGGGCACAGGUUCACCCAUUGAAGGUCUGCUUCCUGAUGGGAUUCUGCCUUUUCGACCGCACACGCAGUGUUAUACCGGACAUAGAGAUGGUCGUGGACAAGAACGAGGAGAGAGUGUCCGGCGGUGAGAACGGCUUGAUGUGUGUUGCAUGCGAGAUGGUGGUUGUCUGGAUGCGGCACGAGCUGAAACGGAACCAGACGGAAGAGCGUAUUCUCAACUACGCAGAUCGGCUUUGCAGCCAGAUUCCAGCUGCAGGUUUACCAUCAACAGUGGACUGCAAUAACAUUCCGACUAUGCCAACCGUCUCGUUCACGAUCGGCGGAAAAGCUUUCGACCUCUCCCCUCAAGAUUACAUAUUCAAGGUAGGGGAAGGAAUUGAAGCUCAGUGCACCAGUGGUUUCACCGCCAUGGAUGUCCCUCCACCUCGUGGACCUCUCUGGAUCUUGGGAGAUAUCUUCAUGGGAUCUUAUCAUACUGUGUUCGAUUACGGGAAAGUCCGAGUCGGGUUUGCCAAAGCGGCUUAAGAACCUGGAAACCCGACAUCUACCAACACCAACACAAUCUGUCUUCUCUAUAUCUGUCUUUGUUUCAUCAUCUGUGGAUACUAUGUGGUAAUCGCUGUAAUAAUAAUUUGAAAGAAAUGAAAUGCUCUCUCCUUCAAAUUUCUUUA